Messenger RNA from Carica papaya (papaya), 3895 nucleotides. RefSeq lists its product as uncharacterized. Gene Ontology annotation, cellular component: CCR4-NOT complex. Lineage: Eukaryota; Viridiplantae; Streptophyta; Magnoliopsida; Brassicales; Caricaceae. Gene Ontology annotation, biological process: protein ubiquitination. Gene Ontology annotation, molecular function: ubiquitin-protein transferase activity; RNA binding. The record is from RefSeq and is a predicted model, not a curated record.
AGCCAAAAAACAGCCAUCCAAACAACGAGCCCCCUCUCUCUCUCUCUCUUUAAAGGCCUCCUUGUGGUUUUCUCAUUUUCUCUUACCUUGUGGUAUCUCUAUCUCUCUGUCUGAGCUUUUUGUUUUCACAAUCUCAUCUUCUUCACAGAUUCGCCUUCUUAUCGAUCUCCUAACUGCAAACCAUGAGUGACGAGGGAGAAAAGACUUGUCCUCUCUGUGCCGAAGAGAUGGAUCUGACUGAUCAGCAAUUGAAGCCUUGCAAGUGUGGCUAUGAGAUAUGUGUAUGGUGUUGGCACUAUAUAAUGGACAUGGCUGAGAAAGAUGACAUAGAGGGGCUGUGUCCAGCAUGCCGUGCACCUUAUGACAAAGAAAAGAUUGUAGGGAUGGCUUCUAAUUGUGAAAGAUUGGUGGCUGAAAUCAAUAUGGAGCGGAAGAAGUCACAGAAGGCUAAGAAUAAAUCAUCUGAUGGAAGGAAGCAACUGAGCAGUGUGAGAGUUAUCCAGCGGAAUCUUGUAUACAUAGUUGGUCUGCCUCUUAAUUUGGCAGAUGAAGAUCUUCUCCAGCGUAGAGAAUAUUUUGGUCAAUAUGGGAGAGUUUUGAAAGUCUCAAUGUCUCGCACUGCAGCUGGCGUGAUCCAACAGUUUCCGAAUAAUACUUGUAGUGUAUAUAUUACUUAUGCGAAGGAGGAGGAGGCAGUUCGAUGUAUUCAGUCUGUACAUGGGUUUGUCUUGGAUGGUAGAUCCUUAAAGGCUUGUUUUGGGACUACAAAAUAUUGUCAUGCAUGGCUGAGAAAUGUGCCAUGCACCAAUCCUGAUUGUUUAUAUCUCCAUGAAGUUGGUUCCCAAGAGGAUAGUUUCACUAAAGACGAGAUUAUUUCGGACUACACAAGGAGUAGAGUUCAACAAAUUACUGGUGCAACAAAUAAUCUGCAGCGACGUUCAGGGAAUGUAUUACCUCCUCCUAUUGAUGAUUAUUGCAAUAACAGUUCCCCGGCAAAACCAAUUGUUAAAAGUAGUUCAAGUCAAAAUACAGCAAGCACUACUAAAGGUUCUCCACCAAAUGGAAGCUCUGGUAGAUCUAUCGCUCUACCUGCAGCAGCUUCAUGGGGGAUGCGUGCUUCAAGCCAACCGUUGGUGGCUAGUACAGUUUGUUUGAAUGGACUUCCCAAGCAAAAACCUGCUGCAGUCAGUGGAGCUUUGCCAUUCUCAUCUGCAGCUGGAAACACAACUCAGCUACUCAUAUCACAUGGUGAUAUAUUAAAGAAGCCAGUAAAUGAAGAGAUCCAAACCAAUUUCAAAAGCAAACCCGAGUCAUUAAAGCCUAUGACACAAUAUACUGCUGUGUCUGAGAAACCUGCUUUGCCUGAUGGUGCCCUUUCUGGCAGUCAGAUGUCUUGCUCACCAGUCUCCAAGUAUAAUAGACCCAUUAUUAUCCAACCAAAUGAUGUUAACUCUUUUGACCAUGGCCCGCAGCCUUUUGGAUCCACACCUAUAAAGGACGGAAAUACAGAAACUGAUUCAAACAUACAUGAAUUAUGUGUCGGUAUUUCAUCGUUGAGUGUGAAUAUGGAUGUUGGAAAUGAUGAUUCUCGGGUUAUUGUGUCGAGUAAUUCACAUCCUGAUCAUAUGAAUGGAGGAUUGCAACAUUAUAUUGAACAGUAUAAAGAACCGUCAAUCCCUGUGACAGCAGGGAAAUCUCCUACAUCAGUAAAUAAAAUCUGUGAUUCAAGAGCAGAGUGUGAUUGGAGAACUGACUUGCAAUCCGAAGUGGCAGCAAAUGUAAAUUCUGAAAUAGAGGAGGAUAUACUAUCAUUUGAUAGUCAGAGACUCAAGGAUCCAGAGGUCGUGAACCAUUCAGUUUAUUCACCUAGUUCAGUCAAUUUGCUCCAUGUUACUAAUAAUUCAGCUACUCUUUCUGCGCAACAUAGUGAGGGUGCUGGUGUAGGUACUUUAAAUCCUGAUCCUCUUUUCUAUGACAGUAGAGGUAGUGAUAAAUUACAUCUAUCAAAUGGAUAUUGCGAGAAGAUGGUUGGUGCUUCAGUUGGUUCUGAUUUGGGUAUAGAACAUUCCUUUUUACUUCCUAGUGAAGGGAAAGGAAAGCAGAUGGAAAGAUUUCUGGGUGAUGCUGAGAGUAAUACAAUUGUUGAUAAUGGUGAGAGCAGCAUAAUCUCAAAUAUAUUGUCCCUGGACUUUGAUUCAUGGGAUGAAUCCUUAGCUUCACCUCAGAACUUAGCUAAAUUGUUGGGUGAAACUGAUAGACAGACCAGUUCUCUCAAACUUUCAAACUCUUGGAAAGGUCAAAAUAACAAUCAAUCAAGAUUCUCUUUUGCAAGACAAGAAGACUCCAAAAAUCCAGCACUUGAUGUUGAGUCUUAUAAUGUCUACGGACAUUUAUCAAGAAAUCGACCUUUUCCUCAGGAUUUUGCGGAAAACCGGGAUCAAUAUCUUGGUAGGCUGGGGAUUUCCAAUGGUUUCUCAUCCAGUGAGUUCGGGUCUGACAACUUUACUGGCAGUCAUUCAGUUUUCUCUUCUAAUAAGCUUUCCGCAGCUACUAGAGCUCAGAUUUCAGCACCACCUGGAUUCUCUGUUCCAAGUAGAUCUCCACCUCCAGGCUUCUCUUCUCAUGAUAGAGUGGACCAGGCAUUUGACACCACUGGGAACCGCCUGCUGGAUUCUUCCCCUCUAUUGAGAAACUCAUAUCAUACAUCACCAGGUGGAAAUGUUGGUGGUAAUGGGGAUAUUGAAUUUAUGGACCCUGCAAUUUUGGCUGUUGGGAAAGGAAGGCUUCAAGGUGCACUUAACAAUGCAGGCUUAGAUAUGAGGUCAAAUUACCCCCCUCAGUUAAAUGCCUUUGAAAACGAUGCAAGACUUCAAUUAUUGAUGCAGAGAUCUCUCUCUCCACAUCAGAACCUUAGAUUUUCUGAUACGGGGAACAGCUUUUCCUCUCUCAAUGAUUCUUAUGGCAUUUCUUCGAGGCUGAUGGAUCAAUCACAUGGGAGCAAUCUAUCCCCGUUGGCCCGACUUUCUCUCCAACAAUCCAGAAAUUCCUUGAUUUCCAAUGGUCAUUGGAAUGGUGGAUGGAAUGAGGUCCAGAAUGCAAACAGCAUGGGUGUGGCAGAGCUUCUCAGAAAUGAAAGACUGGGUUUUAACAAGUUUUAUAGUGGUUACGAGGAGUCGAAGUUUCGGCUGCCUAGUUCGGGCGAUCUCUAUAACAGAACAUAUGGGAUGUAAUGCCUUUUGCAUGCAUAGAGGUUCGCUUGGUUGGGAAUGCUUGAACUGACAAACGUGCAGCUGGGUUGGCAUUGUACUCGAGGAUGGGAUUGACUCAUAAGAUAACUGGUUCGCGAUGGGCCGCCUGAUGUAAGGAUCGAACUCCCGGACAAAUGGGGCAAGAAAAAUGGGAGUUCGGAAAUCAGCAGGUGAACUGCUGUCUGUAUUUGAUAGAGUAGAGAGUUGAGUUGCAGCGUGCUGUAUAUGGUUUGACUAGAAGGUUGAUCCUCCAGAUGCAAAAAAUGUUUGGUUCCUAAUCACAGUACAACGAUGAAAUUUGGCUGUCUGCACAUUUAAAUAGAUGAUAUAUGACUAUAUUUUCUUCUGGUUUUGGUUGCUUCCUUUUCCUUUUUUGACCCCCUGCAUUCUAUACUGCACCUACAACUUAUGGACAGAAGAUUAUUGUGAAAAAUGACCUCAGCCAAGCCCUCUCCUUAAAAGUUUUGUAUUACUCUCCCUAAACAAGGCAGUUUACUACUGUCAACUGUGUAUGAUUAGUGUUCUUUCUAUUAUCUGAUUUACAGAUGGGAAAGAUAAAAGAUUACUGGUGGUGAAGCAGUUAGUGGAACCAUCCCGGUCAGUUUGGUUCAUUUUUUCAUUGAAAUUUCAUCAUAUUUCUACGUGUA